Molecule: messenger RNA, 2347 nt
Organism: Sorex fumeus (smoky shrew)
Lineage: Eukaryota; Metazoa; Chordata; Mammalia; Eulipotyphla; Soricidae
Gene: STXBP2
Product: syntaxin binding protein 2
Exons: 19
Coding region: 40-1821 (593 amino acids)
Biological process (GO): vesicle-mediated transport; intracellular protein transport; neurotransmitter secretion
Cellular component (GO): secretory granule; plasma membrane
Molecular function (GO): syntaxin-3 binding
Source: RefSeq, a predicted model, not a curated record
GAGCCCAACCCGGAAGUGGCGGCGGCGCCCCUGGGGAAGAUGGCGCCCUCGGGGCUGAAGGCGGUGGUGGGGGAAAAAAUUCUGAGCGGCGUCAUUCGGAGUGUCAAAAAGGAUGGGGAGUGGAAGGUGCUCAUCAUGGAUCACCCGAGCAUGCGCAUUUUGUCCUCCUGCUGCAAGAUGUCGGACAUCCUGGCCGAGGGCAUCACCAUCGUGGAGGACAUCAACAAACGACGUGAGCCCAUCCCCAGCCUGGAAGCUAUCUACCUGCUGAGCCCCACAGAGAAGUCCGUGCAGGCCCUGAUCGCAGACUUCCGGGGGACCCCGACUUUCACCUACAAGGCAGCGCACAUCUUUUUCACUGACACCUGCCCAGAGCCCCUGUUCUGUGAGCUGGGCCGCUCCCGCCUAGCCAAGGUCGUGAAGACGCUGAAGGAGAUCCACCUGGCCUUUCUCCCUUAUGAGGCCCAGGUGUUUUCCCUGGACGCCCCCCACAGCACCUACAACCUCUACUGCCCCUUCCGGGCUGGGGAGCGCACGCGGCAGCUCGAGGCCCUGGCCCAGCAGAUCGCCACACUGUGUGCCACGCUGCAGGAGUACCCGUCUAUCCGCUACCGCAAAGGCCCAGAGGACACGGCGCAGCUGGCCCAUGCCGUCCUGGCCAAGCUCAACGGCUUCAAGGCCGAUAAUCCAAGUCUGGGCGAGGGUCCUGAGAAAACCCGCUCCCAGCUGCUGAUCAUGGACCGGGCAGCCGACCCUGUGACCCCACUCCUGCACGAGCUCACGUUUCAGGCCAUGGCCUACGACCUGCUGGACAUUGAGCAGGACACAUACAAGUACGAGACCACGGGGCUGAGUGAGACCCGGGAGAAAGCAGUGCUGCUGGAUGAGGACGAUGACCUGUGGGUGGAGCUACGGCACAUGCACAUUGCAGACGUGUCCAAGAAGGUCACGGAGCUUCUGAAGACUUUCUGUGAGAGCAAGAGGCUGACCACCGACAAGGCCAACAUCAAAGACCUGUCGCACAUUCUGAAGAAGAUGCCGCAGUACCAGAAGGAACUGAACAAGUAUUCUACACAUCUCCAUUUAGCCGACGACUGCAUGAAGCACUUCAAGGGGACCGUGGAGAAGUUGUGCAACGUGGAGCAGGACUUGGCCAUGGGCUCGGACGCGGAGGGCGAGAAGAUCAAGGACGCCAUGAAGCUGAUCGUGCCGGUGCUGCUGGAUGCGGCGGUGCCGGCCUACGACAAGAUCCGGGUCCUGCUGCUCUACGUCCUCCUCCGGAACGGGGUGAGCGAGGAGAACCUGACCAAGCUGAUCCAACACGCCAACGUGCAGGCCCACAGCAGCCUCAUCCGGAACCUGGAGCAGCUGGGGGCGACCGUCACCAACCCGGGGGGCCCGGCGAGCCCCAGCCGACUGGAGCGGAGGGAGCGUUUGGAGCCCACCUACCAGCUGUCCCGCUGGACCCCGAUCGUCAAGGACGUGAUGGAGGAUGCCAUCGAGGACCGCCUGGACCGCAAGCUGUGGCCCUUCGUGUCGGACCCCGCCCCCGCCGCCAGCUCCCAGGCUGCGGUCAGCGCCCGCUUCGGCCACUGGCACAAGAAUAAGGCGGGCGUGGAAGCUCGAGCCGGCCCGCGGCUCAUCCUCUACGUUCUGGGUGGAGUGACCAUGUCAGAGAUGCGGGCCGCCUACGAGGUGACCAGAGCCACCGAGGGCAAAUGGGAGGUGCUUAUUGGCUCCUCGCACAUCCUCACCCCGACCCGCUUCCUGGAUGACCUCAAGAUGCUGGACCAGAAGCUGGAGGAUAUUCCUCUGCCCUGAUGGCCCCCAUGUCCACCAAACACCAAGCUCCCAAGCCACUGUGCCGCCGCCUCUCCGUUCCAGAGAAAUAAACUCCCUUCUCUGCACCAGCCAACCCACUCUCUUUCCCGAGGAGCCCUGCCAGCCCUUCCUUUUGGCCUCAGGGCUGGCUUCCCCACUCACCCCUUCAUCCUGCUCCACCAACACCUCCUGCCCUCAUUACCUCCUGCUGUCCCUCCUCCCCCCCACCCCCAUUCCCACAUCCCAAGGGACCUGGUGUGCUCCAGGGCGGAGCCUGCAGCUGCGGGCCCCGCCCACAACAAACCACGCCCACAGAAACACACCCACAGGCCACGCCCCCAACAAGGCCACGCCCACAAAACCGGCCCUAUCCGGGGCCACGCCUUGCCAAGACCACGCCCACUCCAGGCCACGCCUCUCUGUACAUCCUUUUUCACCCCUAAGACAAAAGGAUGGGGUGAAAAAGGAUGGCUCUUCAUUCCCUGGGUGCAUGCCUGGAUCCUGUGCCUCAGGCAUUCGAACCCCA